UUGCGACAUUCCUGCGGGCGGGACGGAGUGCAACUGCUUCUUAUAGACCGCCACUACCUCUUCUUCUUUCGUGAUAGCAUUCAUGCAACAGCGGAAUAGCUGCUAGCACGAUCACUCUAGUUGUGAUCUGCACUGAUGGACCAAGACGUGUUUAGAACUUGUUGUUUGCUUCGGUUUUCUGUGUUCUUGUCAAGUUCUCUCGUCGCCGAAGAGAGACCCAAGUGGUUUUCGAACGAGUGAUUAUUACGAUGUGACGAGAUUGACAAUCUGCAAUACUCAUUGAUAAGCGACGAUCUGCAUUGAGACGUUUGAGAACUUUAAUGAAAUAACACAAGAACUGUCAGAUUUCAGUGCCAUCCGUUUCGAAUAAAGACCAUUUCAAGACCGACAACAAGUGGGACUCGAGUCAGUGAACUCUCACUGAACAUUUUCAAAAAAAUCUUUGUAAUUUUAAGGCACUUUUUUGGAACUUUUGAUAACUUUUCGUGGAAACCCCAGCAUUUUGGAGACUGGUAACCACACCUUUUAUUAGUAACUGUGAAUAAGAUUUAUUAGUAGAUGAUAAAUAUGUAAUAUUAGUGCUUCGCUACGUACAUACGAUCCCGCAUCAUUAGGAUUGCAAUUAUCAGUUACAUAGUGAUAUAAUAAACUUAAUCAUCUGACCAAAUGAAAAUCAUGACUCGUCCAGAAACAAGAAAAUAGAAAUAGACUUCAGACUUCACCAUUCCUUCCUGAAGCUGUGAGUGAAUAGGUCGUGAGGGAAACGCUCGAGGCGACUAGCCAGGCUCUGGUGUCAUGAAUAGCCAAUCUUGCAGAAGGCGAAGACGGAAGAACUCGUGACGUCACCGCCUUAUCCUGCAACGCCGUAGGUGAUGCAACACCAGAUCGUCUCCGUCAUCGACCUCAAUUCUCUCCUUAUCUCUCCGUCCUUCUCACCUUCUUUCGCCCGUCAUUUCCCUCCCACGCAUCACGCGCUAUCACCCGCCGUCGCUAUCCGCCUCCUGCACCUCAACUGACCUCCACCUCGUCGAUUGACCUGCAACAUUUGCAACAAUGGCUGCUCAUCAACUGGUCGCUACCUUGAUCUUCCGUCUGCUGCUGCCUCUCGUCCUGGGAAUAUGUGCUGCCCUGCGCUUCAGCCUAAUGUCCCUGACCUACCUGCUGCUGGUGCUGGCCGUUCCCCUCCUCCCCGCGCCCACCAUUCACACGAUGAGAGGUCACACGGGCCGGUACCUCAAGGCAGUGGCAGGUUUAAGCGUCGUCAACUUUCUCCUGCAGUUUACCUUUCAGAUCGUGUUGCUGAGUCUCCCUCCCUACGCCUACUUCCUGGAGGAAUAUUCUACCACAAAAGAACUUCAUAUCAAAUGUCCUUUAAGGUACGUGUGUCGAGGUGUAAUGGUGUAUUCCGGGAUCCACGUGGUGUUCCUGUACAUCUAUCAAGCCCAGUGGAUACAAGAGCACAUACCACCGGAUUCCCUCGGUGCCAGGGUCACGGGCCUCACGGCGGUCGUGGAGACGAACUGCACUGACCCCCGCUCGGCCCAGGUCACGACGGACGAGUGGUCAAAGUUCGUGAACCCGAUCCUGCUUCUGCUCAUGUACUUUGUGCUCGCGUUCGAGUCCCAGUUCCUGCUGUCGAAUAAGGCGGCCCUGUUAUCGCCGAUGGGCUCGAGCGUCCGCUACCUGAUCCGCCGCAGCACCGUCAGGAGCCGCUCCAUGAAGUCGGGUCGCUCGUCGGUGUCCGAAAUCCGCUCCCGACGGACGUCCCUGAGCCGCUCCCGACGGCGUGGCGGCAGCGGCGUCGGCGUCGGCGAGGGUGUCGUGGGUGUCGUGGGCGUGAGUGCCAGCAAGGAGUCCGACCCGGGCUGGGACACUUCCCUGACCUCCGCCCGGAGUCGUAACGCCUCCAUCCGCGAAUCGGUGCGCAGUAACAACAACUCGCUCAGGAGUAACAACACUUCAGGAGGUCCCAAUGGCUCACUGCCCUCCAAACUCUGCCCACGCCCCUCCCAGGAGAAGACAGAUAAAGUGGACUACCUCGUCCCUUACACUCCACACCACGACGGAGGCGCUGUAGGUGGAGUUACAGACGACCUUGGUAGUGGAGGAGGUGGAGGAGGAGGAGAUGGAAGAGACAGAGAAGGAGGAGGAGGAGGAGGACCAGGAGGAGGAGGAGGAGGAGGGGAAGGAGGAGGAGGCGAGGAAGAAAACUCCCUUCAGAGGCUGAUUGCUCCCCUCGUCAGCGUGUUCCAGCUGGUGAUUAGGUCCUCGUACAUCGCCACGAAUAUUGUCAUGAUGGCGUGGAGCAUCACGUACCACAGCUGGCUAACCUUCGUGCUGCUGCUGUGGGCGUGUGUGCUGUGGAUGAUUCCCAACCAACGAGCUGCUAUGCUGAGGUGCUCGCCCUUCCUCGUCGUGUAUGCUGAGCUGCUGUUGCUCCUGCAAUACAUCUACUGCAUGGACCUCACUGACUCUGAGCUUCCGAGCGAGAUGGAGACCGUGAACCUCAGCCAGAUUGGACUCGUCAAGGUUCCGUACCUGGCUUGCAAACCUCUCCUGGUCAAGGUCCUGUACACUUGCAUGUUCUGGAUCACGCUCCGCCAAUACGUCCAGGAAGUGAUCGAGUCCACGAAGCGGGAGAUGUCGACGGCCGCGGCGCUGCAGCCCUUCACCGUGGCUGUGAGCACGACCAACACCGGGCAGCCGGUCACGACGCUCAUUACCUCGUCACAGGACGAGCCGACGGCCUCCCCCGUGAUGGAGCGCCUCGGCCAGUGGCUCCGGGGUCUCCUGGUCAAGUUCUGGAUCUGGGUGGUGGCCAUCAUGCUCUUCGUGUUCGGCAUCCAGGGCUCGCAGGUCGUCAUCUUCAGGAUCAUGUAUAUGGUGCUGUUCCUCAUUUUCACCAUCACUUUCCAGCUCUCGUAUUCAGCCUGGCGAAAUUUCCUCUACGGUUUUUGGCUGACGGUGAUCAUAUACCAGAUGUUCGUACUGGUGCUCACCUACACCUACCAGUUCGACAACUUCCCGACGUACUGGGAGAACUAUACCGGUAUUCCGAAGCAGUUACAGAAUGAUAUGGGCUUGGAGGUCUACGACACAGGCCGGCUGUUCAUCAAACUCAUGACUCCCACCUUCUUCGUCAUCGUCACCAUCAUCCAAGUGCAUUAUUUCCACAAGGAUUUCCUCGCCCUCUCGGACAUUGAAAAGAUCCCGGACCACCCGGCGCCGAAGGACACGAGGAAGACGGACACCAAAGUCCCAAUGCCCAGUCGACCUGACCUCCUGGAGUCAUGCACGCUGGAGGACGUUAAAGCUCUGGUCGAAUACUAUGGCCAAAAAGUGCUCGCUCGCAUCCAGACAACCUUGGCAGACGCAAUGGAACUUGGCUGGCGAUUCCUGGAGCUUCACAUUAUGAAGAUUGUGCUUGGCUCCGUCAUGAUGCUGGCCUGCUAUGAUGUAUGCGCGCUCCACUGGGCCUUCGCGGUGCUGGCAACAGUGGCCGUGCCUUGUCCGGAGCGAAUCCAGACGUACAUCUGCCGCACGUGCGUCGCUCUCUCCUCCCUCCUCCUGAUUGUCAGGAUGAUCUAUCAGAUUAAUUACAUCGACCCUGAGGGAUGGGCGGCGAACUGCACGGACUACGAGAACUCCACGUGGCCGAAGAUGAACGAGACCGCUAACAACGCGGUCUGGCUCGGUCUCUCCAAGGUGCCCAGCUUGCCCAAGUAUCUCAAGGGAUAUAUAGGUAUCAUCGUCGUGAUCACAGUCCAGGCAGUGGUACGCAUCAGGCAGCAGUACCAACGACAGCUCACAGGGUUGCCACCUCCCCCCCCUGGCGUCCUGUUCCCCAACGUCACGCGAGCGGUGGCUGACGAUGGCAUCCCCGAGUGCGCUAAGUUUCUGCUUAAUUAUGGGUUUUACAAGUUCGGGGUUGAGAUAUGCCUCAUGAGCCUCGUCGGGGUCAUCGGCACUCGCCUGGACGUCUACUCCCUCUUCUACGCCGGCUGGCUCUGCUACUUCUUCAACAGGCAGAGGAAAGACAUCGCUAGAGUGUGGAAGGCCUUUGUCAUUUCCAUCACCGUGCUGAUUCCGUUGCAGUAUCUGAUGUGUGUGGGCAUCCCUCCUGCGCUGUGCAUUGACUACCCUUGGCACGAAGUCAUGGACCCCGAGCUGAGGGAGUGGCUGUUCUUCCCUGAUUUCGUGAAGCCUCCGGAGUCGUACAAGAUUGUCACUGACUUCUGCCUGCUGGUGUUCGCCGUGUGUCAGCAGCGCGUCUUUGAGAUCGAGUUCGGACCCGGCGCCGAGGAGUACGAGGGAGGAAGCAACAAAGAAAUUGUACAUGAAGAUCCCGCCACGCUCGUUAACCCUAUACCUGACUUCGUUACGUAUACAAGGAACUACCUCGACAUGGUGAAGGUGGUCGUGUUCUUCACCUCGUACUGGAUCACCCUGGCUGUGAUGUUCCUCGGGGGGACGAAUCGCGUAACCCUCGUGGCCUUGGGUUACGUGCUCGGGGCCUUUGUUUUCCUCUGGCUCGGCAAUGAAUUUUACCUCAGACCGCUUUCCACGAUUCUUAGGCUAUGGAACUACCUCCUCGGCUACAACGUGAGUGUGAUCGUUGUCAAGACUUUUCUUCAACUCCUUGGCUGCGUCUUCUUGUCUCCGCUGGCCAUAAACGCGUGCUGGUUUGUGCAGCUCCUUGGAAUCGCUUGCGUGAAGAAAUUCGGUGACAACUCCGACGACAGAAUUGUGGAAGACCUGAAGAAAUUCUGCGCUGUGCCCAAGUCCGAGGCUGGUCUCAUGUGGGACGGCAUCUGCUUCGGCUUUCUCCUUAUGCAGCGGCGCCUUUUCUCCUCCUUCUAUUUUCAGCAUCUUGUUACGGAGAUGAAGGCGCAGACUAAGCUGGCUUCCAGAGGAGCUGAGCUAAUCGCUGAGCUCAUGCAGAAGGAGAUUGCUGAGCGUCAGGCGGCGGAAGCGGAAGUGCUGAACAAAAUCAAGGAGAAGAUGGACCGGAUCAAAGCGACGCAACAGCUGGUGCAAGCGAAUCAGACCCGAGAACCCAACAGUCACUACGAAGCCAACACCUCGGAACAGUUUUCCAAUGUCAGUAGUCCCCUUCCCUUGGAGAUGACCUCGCCCCCUCCCCUGCCCCCCUCCGCAGGUGUGGACGGUGCCCAGGACUCCUCGGCGUCCCCCCGCCCCCUCGCCCUCAGCGCCACCCCCGGCGCCCCCACCCCGUCCUCCGCCAACAUGACCCUCUCCCUCGACGGCUACCUCGAGCCGGCUCGCCUCUCCCUCACCACGCCCCACUUCUCGCACCAGCCCAUCACCUCCCCCUCCGAGGACUCCUUCCCCUACUUCUCCCCCCCGCCUUACCCCGCCCUCCGGGACCGCCACGCCCCCAUGCGAGCCUCCGCCCCCGCCGCCCACGACAUCGGGCCCCCGUGGCUGCGCGACCACCUGGCCUACCACCGCCCUUCGGUCUCCACCACGUCGCCGGCGAUGUCCCACCACACCUGUAAUGCCCCGCGCUGCCACCUCGCUUCAGGAGGCGCCGACCGGGAGCCGCCUAUCGAGGAGGAGUCCCCCGCUGGCUCCGUCCCGGCGGCCGAGGACCCCCCGCCACAGCCCGUGCACCGGAAGCUAGGCCAUACCAGGAGCUGCCCCUUGUUAGAUGGGGGCCAGCUUAGGGCACCUGACCCACGGGGUACUGGCCGUCGCGUGCAUGCCAUUCGCUCUGGGGAUUACUACAUGUUUGAAGACUACGGAGACUAUGCAGGACUCGCUCCCCUGGAGAUCCCUGAGGAACCCCCCCAGGGAGACACCAUCCAGGGCAUGACAGUAUCUGAACUGUUGAGUUCGGCUUUGAAGACUGACAUCGUCGAGGCGGCCGAGGAAGCCCGAGCUGCUCGCUUGUCCGAAUCCGAUGCCGCCUCUCGCCGUUCCUCGUUCAUCCGGAGACCGGUUCACAGAACGCUCUCUGGUCGGUCGCAGGUUUCUAUGGCCUCCCGGACCUCUCGAACCUCGCGCACGACCUCCAGGAGUGUGAGGAUCCACCCACGACCUCGCUCCCCCCCGGCCGUCCCCCACUCCCCCCCACCCCUGCCUCGCUCUCCCCCUCCGCAAAGGUCCCCACUGGCCUCCCGCCCCCGCCCCCCCUCCACGCUGCCCCCCCUCCCCCCCCUGCCCCAGCUGGACGGGGGGUACCUCGCCGACGACUCCACGGCGCACGACUACUCGGAGAUCGAACCCGCGGAGCCCCAAGGGCUGGCCCCGAUGCUGAGGAAGAUCGUGCACUGGGCUAAGUUUGCGUGGGAGUUUCUCGAAAGUCUGAUGAUCUCGGCGACACAGCAGCUGAACCGUCUCUCCAAGGACUACCGUUACGUCGCGAGCUGCCUGUCGGAGGAGAAGAAGAGGCUGAAGGCCAUGGGCGUGCUAAUGAUGGAGACGGAGGGCUUCUGCGUGAUGCCCGGCAGCCAACCACUCAGCCUCACCACCACCCAGGAGUGGACCGAGGUUCCUCUCAACCAGCACAGGUACGGCGGGCAGGAACCUCUGGAAAUCCGAGUGGAAAAGGCAAGCGAGGACAAAACAGAUGACAGUGUGGACUUCGUAGACUUGCCCGAAGGAGCCGAGAAAGAGUUCAAGAAGGAACAGCCGCCCAUUGUCAAGCUUAUGGUCGCCUGCUGGUACGCCAUGCUCUCCCGCUCUGAACUCGUCUCGUACAUCAUGAUCUUCGUCAACCAAAUCAAGUCCGCCAGCCUCCUCUCUCUUCCUCUGCCGUUCAUGGUCUUCCUCUGGGGGUCCCUCAGCGUCCCACGGCCUUCCAAGACUUUCUGGAUCACCGUCAUCGCCUACACGGAGGUAAUUGUGGUCGUGAAGUACCUGUUCCAGUUCGACUUCUUCCCGUGGAACCAGGUGGCGCGCCUCAAGGCCCCCUUCUGGCCUCCGAGAAUCAUCGGCGUCGAGAAGAAGGACCGCUACGCCGUGUACGACCUGGCGCUGCUCCUGGUCGUCUUCUUCCACAGGUUCAUGCUGAAGAGCCUGGGCCUGUGGAAGGAGUCCUCGGACACGACGCCCACCGCCAGCGUGCACUCGUCGCCGUCGCGCAGCUCCUCGCAGUCCUCCUUCACGCAGUCCCGCACGUCCUCGUCCGUGCAGCCCAUCCCGUGCAGGAAGCCCACGGAGUCGUCGACCUCUUGGACCACGUGCAAGGAGGACAGCUCCAACUCGCAGUCCCACUCCGGCGACGGCUCCACGCUCUCCUACACCAAGGACACGUCGCUGCUCUCCAAGGACACGAGGGAGAGUUCCCUGACGUCCAAGGACACGAAGGACAGCUCGCUGAACCUGAAGGAGCUCAAGGACGGCUCCCUGUCGUCCAACGUGAAGGACAGCUCCCUGCAGUCGAGCACGAGGGACACGUCGCUGCCGUCGCACACCCGGGAGAGCUCGCUGCCGACCACCACCAAGGAGAGCUCCCUCACCCUGAUGGAGCACGACGAGGAGGAGGAGAACUCGCUCCUGCUCAACGUCAACGACGACUCGCUCCUGUCCCGCGCCUCGGAGCCCCUGCCGGCGUCGUCGCCCCCCAGGCACUACCGCCAGCUGUCGGAGGACGGGCGCGCCGUGCAGACGCGCUUCGACCUGGACAUGCCCCGGGCCGGCGCGCGCCACCGCUCCGGCAGCGAGGUCGUGGCCUACCGCCGGACGUGGUCGCCCUGCCAGUCGUACGUGCGGCACCCCUCCGUGUGCUCGCAGCCGCCCGGGAGCCUCAACCUGAGGGCUUCAUCGCUGGCGACGAGGAGAGCGCACCGAAGGCACCUCUCGGAGGGCUCUCGCGUGUCCUUCAACGAGCGGCCGCUCUCCACGACGUCGCACUGCACGCACCUCUCGCAGUCCCAGGCCUCGGAGUCCGUCCACGUGACCUGCGCGGCGUGCAACCUGCAGGCGCUCAGGGACUUCCAGAAGCCGGAUUUCGAGGAGGUCAGGGAGAACAUUCAGCAGCUCCCCAAGUUGGCCAAAGGAGGGGCGGACCACGUCGUUGGGAAAGUCCGCGGCUUCAUCACGGCCCUCCUGCACCCCGAGUACCAGGUCUCCGUCGACGUCUACGCUUACAUGUUCUUCUGUGACUUCUUCAACUUCUUCGUUCUUAUCUUCGGCUUUUCGGCCUUUGGUACCCAGCAAGGCGACGGGGGCGUGAGUGCCUACCUCGAGGACAACCGCGUGCCAGUGCCAUUCCUCGUGAUGCUCAUCCUCCAGUUCGGCCUCAUCAUCGUCGACAGGGCGCUGUUUCUCAGGAAGUUCAUCCUUGGCAAGCUGAUCUUCCAGGUCGCCCUCACCUUCGGCAUCCAUAUCUGGAUGUUCUUCAUCUUACCGGCCGUCACGGAGAGGGAGUUCAACGACAAGCACCCCCCGCAGAUCUGGUACAUGGUAAAGUGCCUGAACCUGCUGCUGUCCGCUUACCAGAUCCGCUGCGGGUACCCGACCAGGAUCCUCGGUAACUUCCUCUGCAAACAGUACAAUUACGUCAACCUCUUCGCCUUUCGCGGGUUUUAUGAAGUCCCUUUCCUCUUUGAACUGGGCGUUAGGGGAUUGGUUUGGACGGACACGAGCAUGAACCUCAGCGACUGGGUCAAGAUGGAGGAUAUCUUCUCGCACAUCUUCCAGAUCAAGUGCGAGCGUCGAGCGGAGAGGAGGACGAGGAUAGAUCCUAACCACAAGGCCGCCGGCGGAAAAGGCAUGCGCAAGAUCAUCAAGUACGGGAUGGGCGGCUGUGCCUUGCUGGGCGUGAUCGCUCUCAUCUGGUUCCCUCUGGUGCUGUUCGCCCUCAGCAACACCGUCGGCCAGCCCAACCCGCCCUAUGACGUCACGGUCGAGGAGGAGAUCACAGCAUCGGCGCCUUCCAAAUCCAUCUUCAGCAUGACGGGGGACCCCCGCAUCAGAGUUCUUCGCAUCGUCACGGUCGGAGCACAACCACAGCCGGCCCCCCGGGGGGGGAUGUCGUAUACUGGGGGGGGAGGCCGAAGUAACGAUGCUGGGGGGGAAAACCGAAAGCACACAAAGUACAGCUCGGCCCGGAGGACUCACCCGGCAAAAGGCAUAUCGGAACUGGGCAAGGAGCCUAAAACGGUCCAACACGCGGCCCAGCCCAGACCAGGCCGUCUUUCAUGUGAUCCUCUAUUCACCAUGAAGGACUGGGACUCCUUCAACUACCACUACCGCGCCGACCGCCAGGCGCAGACGUUCCUCAGUAACUACGACUUCGGCGACGUGGUCGUGGCGGAACUCAGCGGGAAUUCGACGGCCAUCUGGGGCAUCUCGCCGCCCGCGCAGCGGCGUCUGAUCAGCGACCUGCAGAGCCACCACCCGAUCCGACUGAAGAUGCGCUGGAGCGUCAAGCGGCCGUCCAAGUCCCCGGAUGUGGCGUCCGAAUGCAAGGACGAGACGGAGAUUCAGCUCAAGGCGUUCGAAGGGAGCGAGCGAAACCCCGUCCGAGACAAACUGGUUCGAAUCCUGGAGGGCGAACUCGACUCGAACCCCGUGCUGAUCGAGAACCUCCUCCCGAAGUUCCUGAAGGUGACCAACAAGGGGCAGGCUCUCUACGUGCCGCAGCUGGAAGACAAGAAAAAGGGUUUCGUCGACCUGCGCCUCACCCUCCAGUCCGACGGCUUUGGGAACCUCUCCUCGACCCAAGAAUGGUGGGAAGUGGAGGAGGAGUGCAAACACUUCACCUGGCUGCCGAGGGGGAGUGAAUGCCGCUUCCUCACCAUCUACACGUUCAAUGACAAAGCUUUUCCGGAAGGGCUGAGCUUCAUCUCCGGAGGCGGAAUCGUGGGCAUGUACACCACCCUCGUGCUGGUAGCGGGCAAGAUGCUCCGUGGAUAUUUCGCUGGUUCUGCACUCAAGAUAAUGUUCGACGAUAUGCCCAACGUCGAUAGGAUCAUGCAGCUGUGCCUCGACAUCUACCUCGUGCGUGAGAGCCGAGAGCUGGAGUUGGAGGAGGACCUGUUUGCCAAGCUCGUGUUCCUCUUCCGCUCCCCCGAGACGCUGAUAAAGUGGACGAGGCCGGAGGAGGAGGAGACACCGGAGGGCGAGGAGGGGGAUCCACAGCUGGAGUGAAGGGAGUGAAUGUGGAGUAAAGUAGGAGGAAGAGGAUCCACAGCUGGAGUGAAGGAUGAAGUGAAUGUGGAAUGAAGGAAGGAGUGGUGGAGGUGGAAUAAAGGGUGAGGAAGAGACUCCGGAGGACGAGGAAGAGGGCCCGCAGCUGGCGUGAAGAAGGAAGAAGUGAAUGUGGAGUAAAGGAGGAAGAGAGAGGAAGGGAAUCCACAGGAGACGGAACAGGUGGAUGUGGAAGAAGAAAUAGAGGAGGAACAAAGGGAUAAUAUUGGUGAUGGAGGUGGAUGAAAGUAAAGAUGGUGAUAGAGAGAAAAGAAAAGAAAUAAAAAGAGAAAUGUAGGAGCAUACUUACCUAACUACCGACACACAUACAGACAAGCACAUGCAUUUCUUCGGUGGGAGUUAAUUAUUAAUGAUCUUUUGAAGGCGAUCAUGCUUACCUGUCUCAGAGAGCUUUGAAUUUGGGAUUAGACAAGCUUACCUACGAGAGAGAGAGGGGGAGAGAAAUAUAGAGAUAGAUAGAUAGAUAGAGAGAGAGAGAGAGAGAGAGAGAGAGAGAGAGAGAGAGAGAGAGAGAGAGAG
Messenger RNA from Penaeus chinensis, 10698 nucleotides. Its product is annotated as piezo-type mechanosensitive ion channel component-like. NCBI's taxonomy places the organism in Eukaryota, Metazoa, Arthropoda, Malacostraca, Decapoda, Penaeidae. The record is from RefSeq and is a predicted model, not a curated record.